GAGGGUGAAGCCGGCGGCCGGCGGCGGCGGGGCGGCAGAGCGGGCGGGAGGGCGGCGCGGGCGGAGCGGGGCCGGGCUGCCGGCGGCAGCGGCGAGAGGCCGGGGCGGGGGAUAAUCAUGGGUCAAACCGGAAAAAAAUCUGAGAAGGGACCAAUUUGUUGGCGAAAGCGUGUGAAAUCAGAAUAUAUGAGGCUGAGGCAGCUCAAGAGGUUCCGACGUGCAGAUGAAGUAAAGAGUAUGUUUAAUUCUAAUCGUCAGAAGAUACUGGAAAGAACUGAAAUAUUAAAUCAAGAAUGGAAACAGCGUAGGAUACAGCCUGUACACAUCAUGACUUCUGUGAGCUCAUUGCGCGGGACCAGGGAGUGCUCUGUUACCAGUGACAUAGAUUUUCCAAAACAAGUCAUCCCACUAAAGACUCUCAAUGCUGUUGCUUCUGUGCCUAUAAUGUAUUCUUGGUCACCCCUUCAACAAAAUUUUAUGGUAGAGGAUGAAACUGUUUUACAUAACAUUCCGUAUAUGGGAGAUGAAGUGCUUGACCAGGAUGGUACCUUUAUUGAAGAGCUUAUCAAGAAUUAUGAUGGGAAAGUACAUGGAGACAGAGGUGAGCCCAAACACUCAGAAUGUGGAUUUAUCAAUGAUGAAAUAUUUGUUGAGCUGGUCAAUGCACUUGGUCAAUAUAGUGAUGAUGAAGAUGAUGAUGAUGGAGAUGACAAUCCUGAUGAAAGAGAUGACAAGCAAAAAGAUCGGGAAGGUAACAGGAUGGAGAAAGAAAGUCAUCCACCUCGGAGGUUUCCUUCUGACAAGAUAUUUGAAGCCAUUUCUUCAAUGUUUCCAGACAAGGGUACAGCAGAAGAACUGAAAGAGAAAUACAAAGAACUCACUGAGCAGCAGCUUCCAGGAGCUCUUCCUCCUGAAUGCACACCAAACAUUGAUGGACCAAAUGCUAAAUCUGUUCAGAGGGAGCAAAGCCUACACUCUUUUCACACACUCUUCUGUAGGCGCUGUUUUAAAUAUGAUUGCUUCUUGCAUCCAUUCCAUGCAACUCCUAAUACUUACAAAAGAAAGAAUACAGAAACAGCAUUAGAUAAUAAGCCUUGUGGACCUCACUGUUAUCAACAUCUGGAAGGUGCAAAGGAGUUUGCAGCUGCCUUGACUGCUGAGCGUAUAAAGACACCACCAAAGCGCCCAGGUGGCCGCCGAAGGGGAAGACUUCCAAACAACACCAGCAGACCCAGCACACCAACAAUAAAUGUAUUGGAAUCAAAAGACACAGACAGUGACAGGGAAGCUGGAACUGAAACUGGAGGAGAAAACAAUGAUAAAGAAGAAGAAGAAAAGAAAGAUGAAACAUCUAGUUCCUCUGAAGCAAAUUCUAGGUGUCAAACACCAAUAAAGAUGAAGCCAAAUAUUGAACCUCCAGAGAAUGUAGAAUGGAGUGGUGCAGAAGCCUCAAUGUUUAGAGUUCUUAUUGGCACCUACUAUGACAACUUCUGUGCAAUUGCUAGACUGAUUGGGACCAAAACAUGCAGGCAGGUGUAUGAGUUUAGAGUAAAGGAAUCUAGUAUUAUUGCUCCAGUCCCUGCUGAAGAUGUUGAUACUCCUCCCAGAAAGAAGAAAAGGAAACACAGGUUGUGGGCUGCUCAUUGCAGAAAGAUACAGCUGAAAAAGGAUGGGUCAUCAAAUCAUGUUUACAACUAUCAGCCAUGUGAUCAUCCACGUCAGCCUUGUGACAGCUCAUGCCCAUGUGUAAUUGCUCAAAACUUCUGUGAGAAGUUUUGUCAGUGCAGCUCAGAAUGCCAAAACAGGUUUCCUGGAUGUCGUUGUAAAGCACAAUGCAACACUAAGCAGUGUCCAUGUUACUUAGCUGUACGUGAAUGUGAUCCUGAUCUCUGUUUAACAUGUGGAGCAGCUGACCACUGGGACAGCAAAAAUGUUUCUUGCAAGAACUGCAGCAUUCAGAGAGGAUCCAAAAAACACUUGCUGUUGGCACCUUCAGAUGUGGCAGGCUGGGGAAUAUUCAUCAAGGAUCCUGUACAGAAGAAUGAAUUCAUCUCUGAAUACUGUGGUGAGAUUAUUUCUCAGGAUGAGGCAGACAGAAGAGGAAAAGUAUAUGACAAGUACAUGUGCAGCUUUCUGUUUAACUUGAAUAAUGAUUUUGUGGUUGAUGCAACACGCAAGGGCAACAAGAUUAGAUUUGCAAACCAUUCAGUAAAUCCCAACUGCUAUGCAAAAGUUAUGAUGGUUAAUGGUGAUCACAGAAUAGGAAUAUUUGCUAAAAGAGCCAUUCAGACUGGUGAAGAACUGUUCUUUGACUACAGAUAUAGCCAAGCUGAUGCCCUUAAGUAUGUGGGCAUAGAAAGAGAAAUGGAAAUCCCUUGACACCAGCUACCUCUUCUUUUAAACAUACAGCUGCCUUAUCUUCAGGAAUUUCUAGUACUGUGGGCAAUUUUUAAAAGAUAAAAUGAUGCAAUUUGAAAUUCUGUAUUUGCAAAGUACUGUAACAGUAAUUUAUAGUAACAAAUUUUAAAAAACAACUUUUUAUUGCCUUCUCACCAGCUGCAAAGUGUUUUGUACCUAUGACCUUUUGCAAUAAUGUGGUGUGGUACAUUUUUCAACCUUGAAUAAAGGAUACUUGAACUUCUUCAUUUUUACUGGAAUGGAGUUGGAAUUCUGUGCUAGGUAGCUGAAGAAGCAAACUGGCGACUUGCUUUCAAUUUCUGAAUAAAGGCAGCCAAUAUUUGCCUAGUUCUGUUUUUGUUACUUCAGGUCACAUUUACAUUAAAUUCUUUACAUACAAUCAUCUCUCUGACCUGUCAGGCUAAUUGUAGGAAUUUCAACUAUAGCACUUAAGUAAAAGAGUAGUGGUCCUCAGUUUUCAUGCACCCUUAGGGUGAAGCUGCAUUCAGGUUCUCUAAGGUGAUGGUUGGAGGCCAUCUACGCUGACCUCUUGUCAUACUAUCAACUGUACUUAAUCAUUUUUCCUCUACUUUCGCUGUAUCCAUCUCAUCAGUCUUAACAAGAGACUAAGUCCUAACAGUUCAUUAGCAGCAGAUGGACACUAAAAGGGGAAGGGGACUAAGUAUAGUUGUGAUUAUUUCUGAAGUCUUGAAAGCACUUUGCAAAUAUUAAGAUGUGGUGCCUAAUGUUACAAGGUUUUCUUCUAGACACAUACUGGCUUAAUAGUAACCCAGCUCUCCAAACAGGUGCCAUGAAUCUCUGUGUAGAAAAAAACACUGAAGAGGCCAUGUGUCAUCUGAUAAGGGAACAAACAGUGUUCUAUUAACUCCAGUAACUGCUACCCUGAAUUGUGGCUUCUCUUAAGCUGCAACCUGAAUGAUGCAGCAGUAAUUAUGUACAGAUUUCAUGUGCAUCAACCAGCCCAAGACCACUUAGGUUCCAUCUCUUAACUGGCUUAGAUAUAAGUAACAACUGUUUUGCUUAUUGGUACAAAUGUUUAGCUCUUAUUACAAUGUCUUAUAUGGUUUCAUCUAUAAUUUUAGAUUGCAGAUAGUCAUCUGUUUAAGUUUUGUUACAGAGCUGUCAUGUUUUUUUUUUCUUAUUUGCCAGCAGUGUACUGCUAGAACAUGAUGCUCUGAUAUGUAGUCAAAACAGCUGGGCUAGGAGGGCACAGACAGGAAAACAGUAUUACAAAACUGAUUUCAAGAAAUCCUGUCAGUAAUGACUGACUGCAUUCUGGACUGAGGAGGUUCUAACUCACUGAUCCUUUUCAGACAGAGCUGAAAUAUUGCAGUCUGGUAUCAAGUGCUUAAUACCAUCUUGUUACACAGUGACCCAAGGAAUAAGAAGUAAGACUUCAUACCCCUCAUCUUACUGAUAAGAAAAAUACAGCUUGAACCAUUCAAACCUUUAGGGGCAGUUGCGAGGGGAGAAAGUCUCUUUUACUGGUCAUUUUUGCUUUCCAGUCCCCAUCCUUCCCCAUGUUGUAACAUGGGUGACCAGUCAGCUAUUCUACUUCUGCAAGGUCAAAACUUAUUUUCACCUUGCUUAGCUAAAGCAUUUCAAUUGCCUAGAGCUAGGCUGAGAGCAGAUGGGCUUUUUAAAAUAGAGCUCUGCACAACAUAAUAUACAAGCUAUACAAAGCAGUACUGCUUUAACCAGUGAUGGGUUAGGCUGCCCAACAAGGCUGUGAAAGGCAGCUCACAGCAGGUUAUUUCUGGCGUCCCACAUGACCAUUUGGUAUGCUUCUCUAGUGCCAUACCACCCUUACAUCCCCCUGCAGAAAAAAAUCUUAUGAACUUCAAAAGGCAACUCAAAAAUCAAGCAGCAAGGUGCAUUUAAUCAUGCAGGCAGUCUUCAGUGCAAUUAAAGUUCUUUCAGUACAGGAAUAGGAAGCUUGCAAAAUCUCAAAUUCAUAAGACUUUAACCAUUUUCCAAACGAGUUAGGAUUUUUUUUUUUUUAAACCAAGCAUUUUUGUAGGUCAAAGCCUAGUUAUAACCACAAAACUUAGAUUCCCACAGAGAAAAAUAUUAUCAACACCAAACCUGCCUCCCUUCUCUUGAUGCCACAUAAACAAUAAACUGAUCAUUUCCAAGGGGAAAAAAAGGGUUUGGCUACAGAAGCAAAUGCCUUUUCACCAUCAAGAAUGAAAAAAUAUAAUUAACAAGAUUGAGUUGUGUGAGAAUGGUAGCGUUUUGCUUGUAACAUACGUAAGCCAGUUUUCAUUUCACAUGUAUAUGAUGAAUAUACAACAUGAAAAUAAUGGAAUGAAGCUUGGUCAAUCAAUGUAUGUAUAGGAACAAAUAUUUUAUUCCCAUCACAGGUUGCAUUUAAUAUGAAUUAAUCUUUAGGAACACACUCAAUUUUCUGUUCUAUUCAAAGAAAGGGGCAGACUAAACCUUAUUCAAGGCAAUACUUAGGCAAGUGUGAUGGGAUACGUUAAAAAUAUCUCGAAUUUCAGAUGACCAAGUAUUUCUGCAUAUUUCACAUUUUCUAUUCCGCUUAUCUUGUGAAAUCACAGUUUUCUUCUCUUUUCAAAGCAGGCAUUUCCUCUUAAAAAGAAAUAAUACUUAUGUUUGAUUACAGAUGAAAAUUAAUCUCUUCAGAGAACA
Cygnus atratus (black swan) is the source of this 5070-nucleotide messenger RNA. RefSeq names its product enhancer of zeste 2 polycomb repressive complex 2 subunit (gene EZH2). Gene Ontology annotation, molecular function: protein binding; histone H3K27 methyltransferase activity. The record is from RefSeq and is a predicted model, not a curated record. Lineage: Eukaryota; Metazoa; Chordata; Aves; Anseriformes; Anatidae. The transcript has 20 exons. Gene Ontology annotation, biological process: chromatin remodeling. Bases 118 to 2379 code for a protein of 753 amino acids.